AUGGCGGCCUUCGCACUGUCCGUUGCGAGCAGCACCGCACCACCGUGCCGCCUGGAGCUCUCCCGAAUCACCAACCAACUAUCCGGCCAACCUCGCUCCACGGCCACGCGUGCCACCCACUCCCUCGCCGCCGAAUACGACGGAUUCCGUCAGACGUCAACUUUCCCGUCAACCUCCACCGUAUCUCACGCCGACGCGUUCACUACCAACGUCACCCGUCAGCUCGCUCCCGCCUCGUCAUCCUCCGCUCAUCGCGCGACGGUAUCCGCCGUCUUCGACCGGUUCACGGAGCGCGCGAUUAAAUCCGUGAUGCUGGGUCAGCGCGAGGCGAAGGCGCUCGGGCGAAAGGAGGUGGCGACAGAGCAUCUCCUCCUGGGUCUUAUCAUGGAAGACCGCGCCAGCAGCGGCACCGCCAGCGCGAAGGGUUACCUCAACACCGGUGUAACCAUCGACGGCGCUCGCGAAGCCGUUCGCGAAAUGAUUCGCGACGGUACGCUUUCGCCGUCCGAGGGGUCGGAAAAGCCCGCGUCGGAGGUGCCGUUCUCGGCGGGGAGCAAGCGGGUGUUCGAGGCGGCUCUGGAAGAGUCUCGGAAGCUUCGGCACAAUUUCAUCGCGCCGGAGCAUCUGGUGAUGGCGGUGCUGAGCGUCGAGUUCGACGCCGCCGGGAAACUUCUUGAAAGGCUGGGCGUGACCAAGGAGCGCGUGCGUGCGGAGGCGGUGGCGCGGCUGAAGGGCGAGCUGGCGACGGAGGGGCGCUCCACCGACUCCAUCUCGCUCUCCGCCAAGCCCUCCGCCGCCUCCGCCAAGUCUUCCCCCGACCCCGCCAGGGCCGCCGCGCUCUCGUCGUCCUCCAGCUACAGCAAGAAGGGCUCCAAGAAGGACAAGAGCGCGCUCGAGGAUUUCUGCAUGGAUCUGACCGUUAUGGCGAUGACGGGCGACAUCGAUCCGGUGAUCGGGCGCGACCACGAGGUGGCGCGCGUCGUGCAGAUCCUCGCGCGCCGCACCAAGAACAACCCGCUGCUGCUCGGCGAGCCGGGCGUCGGCAAGACCGCCAUCGCCGAGGGCCUCGCGCUGCGCAUCGCCGAGAACGACGUCCCGGUGUUCCUGCAGGGUAAGCGAGUGAUGGCGCUGGACAUGGGGCGGCUGAUCGCGGGCGCCAAGGAGCGCGGCGAGCUCGAGGCGCGCGUCACGGGGCUCGUCUCGGAGGCCACUAGCGCAGGCGACGUCAUCCUCUUUAUAGACGAAAUCCAUACCGUUGUCGGGUCCGGCGCCGUGUCGCGCGGCCGCGGCGCGGGGGGAGGGGGAGGUGGCGGGCUGGACAUCGCGAACCUGCUCAAGCCGGCUCUCGCGCGUGGCCAGCUGCAGUGCAUGGGCGCGACCACCAUAGGCGAGUACCGCAAGCACGUGGAGAAGGACAAGGCGCUCGCGCGGCGCUUCCAGCCGGUGGACGUCGCAGAGCCGUCGCAGGACGACGCGCUGCUCAUCCUGCACGGACUGCGCCGCCUCUACGAGCGCCACCACAAGUGCCACGUCAGCGACGACGCGCUCAUCGCGGCCGUCCAGCUGUCGGCGCGCUACAUCCCGGACCGCUUCCUGCCGGACAAGGCGAUCGACCUGGUGGACGAGGCCGCGAGCCGCGCCGUGAUUGACGGAUUCAGGCGGAACCGGCAGCGCGAGACGAGCGUGCUGCACCGCGGACCGGAGGAGUACUGGCGGGCGAUCAGAGCGGCUCAGGCGGCGAUCAAUGCGGUGGAGGAGGUGCAGUCGCCACUGGGGUCAGCAGGCGGCCCAUCAGCGUUCCUCUCAGACGAUCCUAAGCCCUCUGCUGCGCCUGCUGCCGCCCCUUCCUGGUCCCCUGCUGGCGAUGGCGAUAGACUAUCCAUAGGGCCAGAGGACAUAGCAGCGGUGGCGUCCCAGUGGACGGGCAUCCCCUUACAGCAGCUGACAGCAGACGAGCAGCGCCACCUCACUGCUCUCGAGCCAGCGCUGCACUCGCGGGUGGUGGGGCAGCACGAGGCCGUCAGCGCCAUCGCCCGGGCCGUGAGGCGAGCCAGAGUGGGGCUGAAGGACCCCAAGCGGCCCACGGCGGCCAUGCUGUUCUGCGGGCCGACGGGAGUUGGCAAGACGGAGCUCAGCAAGGCGCUCGCGCAGCACUACUUUGGCUCGGAGGAAGCCAUGAUCCGCCUAGACAUGAGCGAGUACAUGGAGCGCCAUGCAGUGAGCAAGCUCAUCGGCGCGCCUCCAGGCUAUGUGGGGUUUGGGGAGGGCGGCAAACUCACUGAGGCCGUGCGACGCCGCCCGUUCUCGCUGCUGCUGCUGGACGAGAUUGAGAAGGCGCACCCCGACGUCUUCAAUCUGCUGCUGCAGAUCUUUGAAGACGGCAGGCUGACGGACUCCCAGGGCCGGCACGUGUCGUUCAAGAACACGCUCAUCAUCAUGACCAGCAACGUCGGGUCACAGGCGAUCGCGCGUGGCGGCGGCAACAGAGUGGGGUUCCUGCUGCCAGGGGCGGACGAGGCAGACGGCGGGCGGUACGCGGGGCUGAAGUCGUUGGUGAUGGAUGAGCUGAAGAGCCACUUCCGCCCCGAGCUGCUCAACCGCAUCGACGAAGUCGUCGUGUUCCGAUCGCUGGAGAAGGACCAGGUGCGGGCAAUCGUGGACAUGAUGAUAAAGGAGACGUCUAUCCGCCUCUCAGAGAAGAACAUCCGACUGGAGGUCUCAGAGGCGCUCAUCCAGCGCAUCUGUGACGAGGGCUACGACCGAUCCUACGGCGCACGACCACUGCGCCGCGCCGUCAUGCGAUUGGUGGAGGACCCGAUCAGCGAGGCGGUGCUGUCGGCCAAUAGCGGCGGAGGGCUGGUGGCGGGCGGCAGCGUGUCAGUGGUGGGGGGAGCGUUUGAGGAGGGUCACCGACAUUCCCUCUCGUCGCUCGCGCUCCCCCUCAUCACCCGUGCCGACCCUCGCCGCCCUCGCCUCCCCUCGUCGCCCGCGCGUCCCGUCGUCGGGCUUGCCUCCCAGUCACUCGCGCUUCCCUUCGUCAUCCGCGUUUCCAUCCGCUCUUCCCCUCUCCCCAUCUCACCAUCUCCAGCCCAUCCUUCCUCCCUCAUUCCUUCCGAAGGGGUGGGACAGAUGGGGAGGAACAGAUGGGGAGGAACAGAUGGGGAGAAACAAAGGUGGUCGCUUCCACCACCACAACCGAACAGCGUUUUGAUUCCCUCUCUGCUACCCACCAUCCUCCCCCCAGCUCUCUCCCCGGCAUUUGCCCCCGUUCCCCCCAUCCUCUUCCCUGUUUCCUGUAUCCCCUGCCGUGCUUCCCCCCAUCCUAUCCCCUCUUACCCCGUAUCCCCUGCCCUGCUUCCCCCCAUCCCCUUCCCUGCUUCCCCCCAUCCCCUUCCCUACUUCCCCCCAUCCCCUUCCCUGCUUCCCCUCAUCCCCUUCCCUGCUUCCCCUCGUCCCCUCCCCUGCUUUCCCCCCUACCUCCUCCCUGCUUCCCCCAACCCUCCGUCCUGCUUCCCCCCUCCCUCCGCCCUGCUUCCCCCCUCCCUCCGUCCUGCUUCCCCCCUCCCUCCACCCUGCUUCCCCCCUCCCUCCGUCCUGCUUCCCCCCUCCCUCCACCCUGCUUCCCCCCUCCGCCCGCCUUGCUUCCCCCCUCCCUCCUCCCUGCUUCCCCCCUCCCUCCGUCCUGCUUCCCCCCUCCCUCCACCCUUCUUCCCCCCUCCCUCCGUCCUGCUUCCCCCCUCCCUCCACCCUGCUUCCCCCCUCCGUCCGCCCUGCUUCCCCCCUCCUUCCUCCCUGCUUCCCCCCUCCCUCCGUCUUGCUUCCCCCCUCCCUCCGCCCUGCUUCCCCCCUCCCUCCGUCCAGCUUUCCCCCUCCCUCCACCCUGCUUCCCCCCUCCCUUCGCCCUGCUUCCCCCCUCCCUCUGUCCUGCUUCCCCCCUCCCUCCACCCUGCUUCCCCCCUCCCUCCUCCCUGCUUCCCCCCUCCCUCCGUCCUGCUUCCCCUCUCCCUCCACCCUGCUUCCCCCCUCCGUCCGCCCUGCUUCCCCCCUCCCUUCGCCCUGCUUCCCCCCUCCCUCCGUCCUGCUUCCCCCCUCCCUCCACCCUGCUUCCCCCCUCCGUCCGCCCUGCUUCCCCCCUACCUCCUCCCUGCUUCCCCCAACCCUCGGUCCUGCUUCCCCCCUCCCUCCGCCCUGCUUCCCCCCUCCCUCCGUCCUGCUUCCCCCCUCCCUCCGUCUUGCUUCCCCCCUCCCUCCGCCCUGCUUCCCCCCUCCUUCCGUCCUGCUUUCCCCCUCCCUCCACCCUGCUUCCCACCACCCUUCGCCCUGCUUCUCAGCCCUCCUUCCCCCACCCUCUGCCCUGUUCCCCACCUGCCCUCCCCAUCCCUGCCUUUCCCUCCCUGCCCUGUCCUUCCCUUCCCCAUCCCUUCUCACCCUUCCCCUCCUUUUCAUGCCCUCCCCUUCCCCCUCACUCAUCACCUUCCGCCCUCUAGUUCCCAUGCAUGUGCACCCAUCAAUGUCACCCCAUACAUGCUUUCAUCAUGUGCGCUUGCUUGCAUCCCCUAA
Closterium sp. Naga37s-1 is the source of this 4560-nucleotide messenger RNA. The record is from the annotation of a GenBank genome assembly. Lineage: Eukaryota; Viridiplantae; Streptophyta; Zygnematophyceae; Desmidiales; Closteriaceae.